Messenger RNA from Rhizopus microsporus ATCC 52813, 1006 nucleotides. RefSeq lists its product as uncharacterized. The record is from RefSeq and is a predicted model, not a curated record. The coding region runs from base 129 to 899 and encodes 256 amino acids. The transcript is spliced from 2 exons. Lineage: Eukaryota; Fungi; Mucoromycota; Mucoromycetes; Mucorales; Rhizopodaceae.
AAAAAAAAAGAAAAAGCUAAAGAAAACUAGCGGGGGCGUAAAAUAGUAACCGAAAUAAGGAUGCGAAUAACCUCUUUUCUUUUUUCUACUCUUCUUCUUCACUUGAACAUUUUACUUGUUUUUUUUUUAUGCAGAAUAACAUUAAAUAUAUCCAAACAGAUUUAGCCUAUAACCAAGACGUAAAUCGACAUAUUGAAUCACUAAGAGCAAGAUUAGGCUUUGCUAAAUUCAAAUUGAAUAAUGGUUGGGAGAAUAAUACAUUACUGGAUGUAGAAUGUUUAUGGAAACAAAAACAAAAACAAUUGAUAAAAGACAUACCAAUACCAAGAUUUACACAGCAACAUAUCAUUGACAAAUGCAUUCACAAUAAUCAUCAUCCUAGCCAAUAUAAAAGAUCAAGAUUAUUGAACAGAUCAUUAUCAAGUCCAGUCACUUCUCCAAAUGAUUUAAUGGAUGAUGAUUUUACAGAACGACCAAAUAAAAAGUACAGGAGAAAAAGUAGUCAUCUUACUCAUACUACCAGUACUACCGCUUCCAUAGCAACCGCCAUGCCAACUUCACCCGCCAAUAUCCAUGACAAUGACAACGCCAUGCUCAAGACAGACAAUCGCCCUAUCAAAAACUCUCUAGACUUUUUAUCUUAUGCUAUUGCAAUGACCGAAAAGGAUAGACAGCAGGACAAUCAAGAAGAUGAUCAAAAUUGGACAAGAACAAGUCAGUUACGCCUGUCAUUGUCUAUUCCGAAUUUGCUAGUAGAAGACAAAAAUCCUGAAAUAUCAUCUACUACCAACAGCAUUUCUUCUUCCUCUACAGCCACAACAACCACAACAACAGCAGCAGCGGCAGCAGCGGCUCAUGCUAUGAUGAUGUUUGUCAACAGUAAUCGUUCAAGCACUUGAUUUUUUUUUUUCUUUUUAAGGGGAAAAAGGGGGAUCCAAGCAAAUUUUGUAUAGUCAAUGUAUACCUUUUUGUAUAUUAAAUAAAUUUUCUUUUUUUUUUCUUGCAG